Drosophila elegans is the source of this 2415-nucleotide messenger RNA. RefSeq lists its product as uncharacterized. The record is from RefSeq and is a predicted model, not a curated record. Lineage: Eukaryota; Metazoa; Arthropoda; Insecta; Diptera; Drosophilidae. The transcript has a single exon. The coding region runs from base 141 to 2234 and encodes 697 amino acids.
CCUGUUCACAAACUGUUCCACGAUUUUGACACGUUUCCCAGCACUGCCAAUUUAGCAGUGUAACCAGCAUUUCUGUGAACAUCUGUUCGCGCGGUGGCUGUUGUUGUUUUUGUCCACCAAUUAGCUUCGCACCGGUUGCAAUGAAAAUAAUUGCUUACCUGGUGCUUUUGGCCCUCUCAGUUGGUCAGUUGAACGCCUCCAGGUCCCCCAAAUCCGACCAGGUGAUCAUCGGCGAGUGCCCCGGUCGCAGUGUGUCCCAGAUUCGAGCGGAAGCGGCCGAGUCCGAGAUCUCGUUGCUUUUCUACUACGUGUCGUGGGCCAGCGAAGCCCGGCAGGCCCGACUGGUGUACAAUGGACUGGCUCACUACUACCAGGAGUACGCCUUCUUUGGGGCCAUCGACUGCUGGCAUCUGCAGUGCAACUGCAGCCGCACGUUGAUGCCGGCGCCCGGAGUCGUUGGAGCAGGCGGCUAUCCGGACAAAUGGCCCACUCUGGUGGUGCGCUACGGCCAGAAGCAGAUGCUGCAGUACCAGGGCGCUUGGAGCUUCGAGGAGCUGGCCCGGUUCAUGAACCACCUGCUGCAGCCGCUGGACCGGGCGCACAGCAGCCAGGAGCUUGCCGCCAUCCGAAAACACUCGGAUGCAGUGGUUCUGGGCCUGAUAGACUCGCCGGACAAUCCAGCCUUCAAGCGAUACCUGGCCGCUGGCCUGCGCUGGCUGGAACUGGAUCCGGAGAGGAAUAUCCGCUUCACAGUGAACUUCGGCAGCAGUGCCCAUAAGAUGCUGAAGGCGCCAGACUCCAGACUGCCCCAAUUGAUAGUCAUCGACAGUCGAAAUGGAGUGCAUACGUUCACCAGUACUUCCGGUGACUGGAAGACAAUGGACAUUCUGCGCUGGGUGCGGAACACUCUAAAGAACAUGUCACUGUUCUCCAACGGAUAUGGCACCCCCAUGACCAUUGCCAUGAAGGCGCGCCAUGUUCCCGUGCUGGCCAUGGGUGUGCGGAUGAAUCACUACCACCAUGCCAGUGUCAUGGGUGAGGAGAUGGCCACUGCUCAAAAGAAACAGUCUGAGGGGUGCGAGGAUUACUGGAACACAUCGGAGGAGCAGGCGAAUGAUUCCUUCUCACUAAUGCAAUUUCCCAAAGAGCUGUUUUGGGACACAGAUCAAGCGCAGAGCUGCCAUCCCAUCUGGAGAAAAAGCCAAGCCACGUUGGCCAACUAUUAUCGGAUUAACUCGUACCUAAACCACGUUUGGAGGCAGUUCGCUCACAGCAAUCACCUAAGAAAUCGAAAGGUUCCCCUCCUGCUGAGGCUGCACUCGCGGAAUCUCUGCCUGGCUCACUCGCAGCAUGGAACGCCGGCCAUGAAGAUCGGGAUUGCCAAGAUGGUCACCAAGUAUGGCCAACUCAUUUGGCAGCACUCUGCAGAGCAUGCCGCCCACAAUCGUUCGCUGGGGGUGGUGAUCUUUGAUUCGGUAAAGUAUCGGGACUAUCUGCAUCAGCUCGGCAUCCCGCAGCACCAUCAGCAGGUUCAGGUUUUCAUUGUGGAUGCGGCGGAGGAGUCGAUGUACGUGAUGCCUCAGCAGCAUACCUUCUCGUAUGUGGCACUAAAGGAUUUUAUACGGCAGUUCUACGCCAGAACGUUGCCCAGGACUCACAGGAACGCGCCUGCUACGAUGGAUUCGGGGUACAGCCGGAAAUACAACAGGCAAAUGUUGCUCAAGGCGCUCCAGCAACCUAACGCCACCAACGUGGUAUUUAUGCAUCGCCCGGACUGCGCACUAUCUGGCGUUUUGUCGCAAGCGUUCCUGCAGGUUUCGGCGCUACUGAGCAGCGCCGAAGUGCACUUCGUUAGCUUCGAUAGCCAGGCCAACGAUCUGCCCUGGGAACUGGCCAUGCCGAUCUCGCCGUCGCUGAUUGUCUUCCCGCAGGCAAAGCCCACCGAAUCCGUAGUGUUCCCCACCGACGUGCGAAUUGAUGUCCAAAGCGUAUUCGCCUUUGUGAUCGCCCAACUGGAGCCGGAGCAGCAGGUGCGUUCGGUCCUGGCCAGCUGCAGGCGGCGGAUGCGAAACGUGAGGAGCUGCCUAGACUUUGCCCGCAACCUGGUCCUGCAGCACGUCAGCCAAUACCUGAAGUUCUGGGAGAUUUACGAGCGGGAACGGGACGCCAUACUCUCCCACCUCAAGGAGUUCAACGAUUUGCACAUGUCCAUCGAGAGCAGCAUUCGGUUAUAGCGAAUUCCCUCCGAACUAGACUCUUACCUAGUACUUACCGUUGAUAAUUCCAGGGUAAGCAACUGCCUACCCGCUUACUUGUAGCUUGUAAGUUCAAAGUUGUCUCGUCAUAAGGUAUUUAACACUCAUAGUUGUAUCGAAUUAUACAUAAAUAAAAGGUAAAUCAAUUUAUUAACAACAA